Molecule: messenger RNA, 2631 nt
Organism: Daldinia childiae
Lineage: Eukaryota; Fungi; Ascomycota; Sordariomycetes; Xylariales; Hypoxylaceae
Product: Neutral alpha-glucosidase AB
Exons: 2
Coding region: 1-2631 (876 amino acids)
Biological process (GO): carbohydrate metabolic process
Molecular function (GO): hydrolase activity, hydrolyzing O-glycosyl compounds; carbohydrate binding
Source: RefSeq, a predicted model, not a curated record
AUGUAUAAGCAGUAUGAAUAUAUACCAACCAACUAUGUGUUGGACACUUCACACGAGACUAGCUCGGAGAAGAUCCCAUCCCUAACACUCAUCUCUGAUGGCAAAAGCAACCACGAAACAUGUCAUUUCAGAUUCGAAGCGCUGCGUCCAAAUGUGUUUCGCACCACUUUCACAACCGCUCAACACUUAUUGCCACCACAUCCCAGCGCAGAGCGUCCGGAGCCUACCCUUGGAAAUGUUACUCCCGAGAUCAGUGCUAAUGCGGAUAAAAGUUCUCAUACUAUAAAGCUUGGAUACAUCAAAGUUGAUGUUAAUUGGUCAAACACGCCAGUUGUCUCCCUCUUCCUGGAUGACCAGCAGAAGCCGAUCCACCGUGACCUAGACUUCCGAUCAUACGCUGUGGAUGGCUCCGGCAUUGCUCAUUACACGACUUACAAGUCGGAUAGUCUACAUGUUGGACUCGGAGAGAAGGCCGCACCAAUGAAUCUCAGUGGUCGGGGGUUUAAUAUAACAGCAAGUGAUACAUUUGGAUACGAUGCUUACCGGACGGACCCCUUGUACAAGCACAUCCCUCUACUGAUCAACGUCACUCCUAAUGGCUGCGUGGGCAUCUUCUCGACUUCUCACUCCCGAGCGACUUGGGCUGUUGGAUCCGAAUUAGAUGGAAUGUGGGGUCAUUACAAGGUCUACCGGCAGGCCCAUGGUGGACUUGAAGAAUACCUCAUCGUUGGGAGGACAGUGGCGGACAUUGUUCGAUCUUAUGCAGAAUUGGUAGGUUUUCCAUUGCUUGUACCUCGGUACAUGAUGGGCUACAUCGGUGGCGGCAUGAAAUAUAGCAUGGAAGACUCUCCGCGCGGUUGUGAUUCGAUCCUCAAUUUUUUCAAGAACUGUGAAAAACAUGGUAUGCCGUGCUCGGCGUUCCAGAUGAGCUCGGGAUAUACGGUAGCCGAAACCGAGCCUAAGACCAGGAAUGUUUUCACUUGGAACCAUCACCGUUUCCCGGAUCCGCGGGAAUUCACACGCGAGUGCCACAAGCAUGGUGUUCGUCUUCUAGCGAAUGUUAAGCCGUAUGUCCUCGCAAAUCAUCCGGCGUAUGCAGAACUUUCGCAGUCCGGUGCUUUCUUCAAGGACCUGAAUACUUCAACUACUGCAGUCACGCGACUUUGGAGCGCCGGGGGAGGAGAGAGCGGAGAAGGUAGUCAUCUUGACUUCACUUCUAAGGCGGGAUACAACUGGUGGUAUAAUGGAGUGAAGGCCCUUAAGGAGGUUGGGAUCGAUGCGAUGUGGAAUGAUAAUAACGAAUACAAUCUCCCUAACGACGAUUGGCAAUGCGCUCUUGAGACUGUCACCGUACCACCCGGUGAAUCUCGGAAAGAUGUUGGACUCUGGGGUAGAGCACUACAUACCGAGCUCGUAGGAAAAAGUUCUCAUGAUGCGACGAUUGAGGCCGAACCUGAGGUCCGUCCAUUUGUUCUCACUCGUAGUGCAACAGCGGGCACCAUGCGAUAUUGCGCCAGUUCGUGGAGCGGCGAUAACGUAACAAGCUGGGAAGGGAUGAAAGGUGCAAAUGCGUUGGCGUUAAACGCAGGUUUCUCUCUACUUCAGUGUUAUGGCCAUGACAUUGGCGGCUUCGAAGGCCCUCAGCCAACGCCAGAGCAUCUCGUUCGUUGGAUACAGCUUGGCAUCCACUCACCACGGUUCACUAUCAACUGCUACAAGACCAAUCCCGACGAUAACUUGGUAGGCGAGGUCAUUGAGCCGUGGCAAUAUCCAUCUGUAGCGCCAAUUAUUCGAGACGCGAUACAGCGCAGAUACGAAUUGGUGCCGUAUACGUACUCUCUCAUGCUAAAGUCCCAUCGGGAGGCAAUUCCGCCCCAGCGAUGGACCGGCUGGGGUUAUGAGUCUGAUCCCAUAGUUUGGACUAAGGAGCUACUCAAAGGGGACUCUCAAUACUGGUUCGGAGAUGCUCUGCUCAUCGCAGGCGUCUAUGAACCCGGAGUUUCAAGCGCAAAGGUCUACCUCCCAGAUCAAAGCGGGAACGACCUAGGAUUCUUGAACCUUUCGGCGCCGUAUCAAUACCUCGAAGCCGGCAGGUGGCACGAGAUUUCUUCGACUUGGCAUAGCUCAAUCCCCGUGCUUGCGCGCAUCGGAUCUACUAUCCCGAUAGGAAAACCUAGGCCGACUACAUGUGUCGCCAAUGAGGACCCGGAAUUCCCAGGUAUGGAAAAGGAUGAUUACCGAGCGGUUGAGAUAUUCCCUCCACCAGUAGCUCAAUACCCUCACUGGCCUAAAGGUAACGAGCUUUCAACGCCCGUUAACACGUUUGCGGAGACGAAAUGGUUCCACAACACAUGGCUCGAGGACAAUGGUGUAAGUCCCGUGGAAAAGCCAACGCUCUGCGAGAUUAGUAUUUCCUACGGCGUAUCAAGCGAUGAGAUCCGCGUAAAAGUAGAACUGCAAAAACAUAAUCAAUUCGAGCCGUUAUGGAUUAAAAACGGCGUCACUUUGGUGUUGCCCGUUGGCGAAGAACGCCCUGUUAAAUCGGAAAACAGCGGGGAUCUUCAGGACUUGGGACGCGACGAGAAAGGUCGGCGGAUUUGGAAAGUUGGUAUUGAUGUGAAGGGUUCCUAG